Molecule: messenger RNA, 3393 nt
Organism: Dermatophagoides farinae (American house dust mite)
Lineage: Eukaryota; Metazoa; Arthropoda; Arachnida; Sarcoptiformes; Pyroglyphidae
Product: alpha-Mannosidase class II b
Biological process (GO): mannose metabolic process; protein deglycosylation; N-glycan processing
Cellular component (GO): Golgi membrane
Molecular function (GO): carbohydrate binding; alpha-mannosidase activity
Source: RefSeq, a predicted model, not a curated record
UUCGCAAGAUGUACUCAAAACAAAUAAAGAAUUUGCCAUACUUUUAAAUCAAUUAUCCAAUGAUGAUAAUGAAACCUGGAGCGAAACAUUGGAGCAACGUUUCAAUAGUCAACAUCCUCGAUUCCCAUUGAAGGUGAUCAUUGUACCACAUUCACAUAAUGAUCCAGGAUGGUUAAAUACCUAUGAUCAAUAUUUUUAUCAUUAUACAUACUAUGUAUUAGACAAUCUGGUUAAAAAUCUAAACAAAUAUCCAAACAUGACAUUUGUGUGGGCAGAAAUGUCUUUCUUUUCCCGUUGGUGGGAUAGAUUAUCAUCAAACAAAAUGAAAGAAAGUUUACGAAAAUUAUUGAAUGAAAGUCGAUUGGAGAUAGUCACUGGUGGUUGGGUAAUGAACGACGAAGCUACCACACAUUAUUUCGACAUGAUAGAUCAAUUGAUUGAAGGUCAUCAAUUUAUUCGCACUGAAUUGAAAAUUGACACUCCAUUACGUAACUCUUUUUCUGUCGAUCCUUUCGGUCAUUCGACAACAUUUUCUUAUUUAUUACAAAAAUCUGGCAUCUCAAACAUCUACAUUCAACGAACACAUCACGCAUGGAAAAAAUAUCUAUCAGAGCAACAAUAUUUGAAUUUUUUCUGGAAACAACCAUUUCAAAAUAAAAACGAUCGUCUCCCAUUAUGUCAUAUGUCACCAUUACAUUUAUAUAGCUUCAAAUAUGCAUGCGGUCCAGAUUAUAAAGUAUGUUUAGAAUUUGAUUUUCGUAAAAUUUAUGGCGAAAAUUCUGAAUCUACAGCAACACCAUUAAAUGCUACCAAUUUAGAAACAAAAGCUAAAAAAAUAAUCAAACAGUAUUCUAAACUAGGAUCGUUAUUUUCACAUAAUGUAGCUCUGGUAUUACUUGGUGAUGAUUUUCGCUACAAUUUCGACAUUGAAUGGCAGCAACAAUAUAAAAAUUAUAUGCUACUUAUGGACUACAUCAAUUCGAAUGGAAAAAAAUUCAAUGAUACGGAAAUUACUUUUGGUACGAUUGAAGAUUAUUUUACCACUGUCAACGACCGAUUACCCAUCAACCAAAACAAUUAUCCGAUAGUGGAAGGUGAUUUUAUGCCCUAUGCCGAUGUUUAUGUGGAUUCUAUAUCCAGUUAUUGGACGGGUUAUUUUACUACACGUCCGUAUUUUAAAUCAUUGAGUCGCGAACUACAACAUUUGUUACGGUCGACAGAGAUUUUCUAUAGUCUUACGAGAAACUUUCUACGUCAACGUUGGAAAACCAAUUAUUUAAAUGUUUUGCUUGAUCGAGAAUAUAAUAUUAUUUCUAAUGCUAGACAAAAUUUGGCUCUCUUUCAACAUCAUGAUGGCAUUACAGGAACUUCAAAAGACUAUGUUAUGGAAGACUAUGGUAGACGUUUGAGUCAUUCUAUCAACAGUACGAUGAUUACUUUGGCCAAAAUAGUGCAGUAUUUAAAUUUAGAUAUCGAUUCAUUUAACGAUGUCAAUAAUACUGAACAGUUCAUUUUCACUACAUCUUAUCGAUCAAAUUGGCGUACAAUAACCAAGCAACUGGUGCUUAAAGUUCCCUCCGAUCAGGAUGGACUACGAUUGUUGGUAUUGAAUUCACAUACACAAUUAGUAACGGAAUCAAUCAAAAUAUUUGCUGAUGAUCCAUUCAUACAGAUUAUAGACAUUGAAAAUAAAAGAAAAAUUCCAUUUCAAAUUAAUCCAGUAUUCAUAAAUGGUUCGAAAUUUUCAUCAAAAAUUUUUGAAAUUGAAUUUUACGAUCAAUUAUAUCCAUUGUCAGUGAAAAAUUAUAAAAUAUUGACAAAUGAAGAUAGCCUUGAUCCAAAAGUUACCAUUUUCAAACAUCAUUCAGGACGAAUCAAUCAUUCAAAUGAUCAAGCAUUUUUAUUCGAAACAACUAAAAAUUUUCAUUUGGAAAAUGACUAUUUGUUGGUCACAUUAAAUGCCAGAGGGUAUAUUGAAAAGAUACAUUUUAAACAAAAAAAUUUGACAGAAUAUUUUGACAUGUCAUUCAUUGCUUACAAUUCAGUGCCAAAAAGAAGUGGUGCUUAUUUGUUGAAAUUUGUUCAUCAAAAUCCAUAUCCAGAUUUAUUUUUUUCACAAACACCAAUCAUUAAUCUAUUUAAAGGACAUCUAAGCUCGACCAUAAUUGUGAAUUAUACUGAUAUUGCAUAUUCGAUUAAAUUGUACAACAUUAAAUCCGACAUUGGUGCCGCCAUUGAAAUGAAACUGUUGAUUGAUUUGGAAGAUAAAGCUAAUUAUGAAAAUCAAGAAAUAGUCAUUCGUCUUGGUACGCAUAUUAAUAAUAAUAAUAACAACGAUAAUUAUGACAAUAGAUUUGAUGAAAAAAGGAAAACAAUAAACAAAACCUUGUACAAUCGUACAUUUUAUGUUGAUUCGAAUGGUUUUCAGAUGCUUGAAAGACAUUUCAUUGAUUCAAUCGGCAUCGAGGGCAAUUAUUAUCCAAUGACUUCGGCCGUAUUUAUUGAAGAUGAAAUACGUCGAUUUUCCAUACUAUCAUCGCAUUCACAUGGCGUAACUUCUCCACAAAAUGGAAUGAUUGAAAUAAUGCUUGAUCGUCGUAUUUUAUAUGAUGAUAAACGAGGACUUAGUGAAGGCGUAAUGGACAAUAUUCCUGCACAAUCAAAUUUUUGGCUAGUAUUUGAACAUGUUCACCAUAACAAUGGUCCAUCAUCAUCAUCAAACGGAAAAAUAUCACCACCAGUUUUAUCUCGAUUAGCUGAUUCAUUAUUGUUAUAUCUAAAUUAUCCAUCCAUCACAAUGUAUUCAUAUCGUAGUGAACAAGAGGUGACUAAACGUUCGACAAAAAAAUAUUAUCGAAAUCGCUAUUUAAUCGCACCGAAUACUUUAUGUCGAUAUUUCCUUCUAAAUUUACGUACAUUACCAAUCAAUGAUAAUUUUAAUCAUCCAUCACAAUCAAGUUUAAUGAUACUACACAAUAGAGUUUCGUUACAAUCAUCAAUUGAGCCAUCAUUAGAUGAUUAUAUUCCCAAUAAUAUUUGUGGUGAUUAUCACAACAAUAACAAUUAUGAUGAUCACGAUUCACCAUUGAUUAUAUCAUCAUCUGGCACUAUCAACAACCUGUUGCCAACAAAAUCAUCAUCAAUAACACAUCUAUUCAAUGAUGUACGUAUAACAUCAAUACAUAAAACAUUAUUAUCUGGUAUGAAAAGUUCAAAUAAAAUGAUAAGCUCAAUUUCGGAAAUGAAUAUUCUACCAUUUCAAUUGGAAUCAUAUAAUGUAACAUUUUAGUAAUGAAGCAUAAAAAAAGAAUAUAAAUAUCUACUACAUAAUAACCAUAAUAUUACAUUAACUAACACAGUAACUGCCUUAUUUGACUCCAAUAAUGUGAUAAU